Messenger RNA from Colletotrichum orchidophilum, 597 nucleotides. RefSeq lists its product as uncharacterized. NCBI's taxonomy places the organism in Eukaryota, Fungi, Ascomycota, Sordariomycetes, Glomerellales, Glomerellaceae. The record is from RefSeq and is a predicted model, not a curated record. The transcript has a single exon. The coding region runs from base 1 to 597 and encodes 198 amino acids.
AUGCGCAUCUCAGCCAAAUCCGUAUUGUGCUUCAUCACCUUGGGCUUGCUCUCAGUAGCAAAUGCAUCGGGACAAGCUUUGGACACCAUGGUUCCUCGUACAUUCGCCAACGCCGACGGGAUUACUUCAAAAAUCCGUAUGAACCGCAACAUCAAAUUCACCCAGGCAUCAGAAGGCACACGACCGGUCCGCCUAUCAAAAAGGUUUCCCUUCUCUUCAGGCAGAGAUGAAUGGUGCGGGGAGCUAGCCGAGGACCCUGCGACGGACUUUUCGGCUUCCGCACCUUUGGCAGCAGACUGCCAGGCACUUGCCACUUCUCUCAGCAGUCAGAAUGGAUUUUGGACUUUGCAACCAGGGGACUUCUCUUCCAAUGGAUGGGCCACUGUAGUGAGCUCGGGAACAUGCAGCUUUGCCGUCAGAUAUGCCGACUCUGGCAGCGCAGCCAACCCUAUGAACGUUGGUACGAACGACAUCCGCUUCUACACGACAAGGUAUGGUGUUUUGACACAGGAUGGAAAGCUGGGAUUGCAAGGGACUGUGCAGUGUUACAACAGCCAGAAGAUGUUGUUUGUAACAUGGGGUUUGAUUCACAGCUAA